Cucurbita pepo subsp. pepo (vegetable marrow) is the source of this 1320-nucleotide messenger RNA. The record is from RefSeq and is a predicted model, not a curated record. Lineage: Eukaryota; Viridiplantae; Streptophyta; Magnoliopsida; Cucurbitales; Cucurbitaceae.
AUGGCUGUAAGCCUUUCGCCAUGGCUGUUUCUUCCCCACUCCAUUCUUUUUCUCAUUUCCAUCAUUCCUCUUUCUUCCGCUCACUCCUCUCCUCAGAAUAACCAAGCUUCUUACCCUUUUCCACUGCCAUUCCAUUUCCCCACCAUCAAUAAUACUACACACAAUCUCUCCAUCUCCGGGAGAAGGCCGCCGCCACAUCCACCACUUCAAGAACCGAAGAGGAUGACGAAAGGCACCAUUAUAGCGGUGGCGGUUUCUACUGUAGCGGCUACCCUUCUGCUUUCUCUGGGUCUCCUCUUUUACAUUCGAAGACGCAUUCUUGCAAAACUCAAGGAACAUCAAGUAGAAUCUCAAGAAUUUACAAGAUUGGAAGGAAAGCUUAAUGGAUUGAUUGUUGAAGAAGAUGGUCUGGAUGUGAUGUAUUGGAAGAAGAACAAUGAAGAAGAUGAAGAAAUGGGUUUUGCAAGAGAUGGAUCAUCAACCAUCCCUCAGAUUGUACAACAAACUCCUUUGCUCCAUCAAAUUUCUUCAAUCAAAGUUCGUGACCGGUCUCUCUCUAGUUCACGAGUAUUGCCAUUGCUGCCAAGGUUAUUUACUAAACUCUUGGAAGCAACUCUCAAAGUUGGAAACCGAUUGAAUUCAGGAACAACGAGAGGUAAUGCAAAAGCUUUCCAUCUCAAUUUACUCUUAAGACUUUCAGAUGUAAAAAGCACACAUAGAAAAUUCAUUGUCAAAGAAGUCAUAAAAUUCGAAGGGAAAAAACAAUUCUCAAACACAAAUUCAAAGAAUCUCAAAUCGAAAAAGGAAAUAGAAAUCGAAUACAUAAUACUUGGAUUAUCAGCUAUGGAAUCACUCACCUUAGAGCUCUCUAACGUCAAGAAAGCGUCCACAAUCGACUACGAAACCUUCACUAUCACUUGCCCUAAUCUAUUAAGCAAAAUCUCAGAGAUACAAAACCUUCUAUCGAUUGAAGGCGGUGGUGAAUACAAGAGAAAGAUGUUAGAAUUUGUGAAAUCCGCAACGGAAGAAGUUGAGAUAGCAAGAAGAGAACAAAAAAGAGUGUUGGAUGAAUUGAAGAAGACAAAUGAGUACUAUGAAACAGGGGAUAGAGAAAAUUCGUUAGGGAUUUUUGUGAUAGUAAAGAAUUUUGUGAAUGCCGUGAAUCAGGUGUGUCGUGAAAUAGUUGGGGAAUUGAGAGGGAAGAUCAAGAUGGGAAAUAUGGAUGCAUGUCUGCCAUUGAAGAGCACAAUUAGCUUGAGAUUUCCACGUUUGGCGGAACAUUUCAAGUGUAGAAGAUGUCCCGCCGAUUCCAUGGAUUAG